AUGCCUCAAUAUGGUCGUUGUUCUUCAAAUACUGCAUGUGGAUGUUUUCAUAUGGAGGGCGCUCCGAACAUUGGUGUUUGUGGCUUCAAGUGGGUUGAUUGUCUUGAUUUAAAUCCUUGUGAUCUAAAUGAUGGUAGUUGUCCUGAAGCUGAUCAGAUUUGCGUUAAGCAUCCACGAUGCAGUAUUGCUCCUGUUUGUUAUCCUGCAUCAAUGAUUCAAUCAACAGUUUGUCCAUCAACCAAACCAGCAAGUACUACAUCGACAGCUACAACAGCGACUACAACUGAAAAAUCUGUGUUCGUCCCAUUACGUGCAAGCAAGGUUGAUAUUCCCCCGAAUCCAACAUGGCAAACAGAGGGUAUUACAGUAGCUGAAGGAUAUAUAUUACCCAAUGGAACGAACGCAACCAAUAAUCUCUACUUUCCGAUGGGUAUAUUUGUUGCAGAUGACGAAACAUUUUAUGUCACUGAUCCGAACAAUAAUCGAGUUAUGGAGCUAAAAUCAGGCGUAACCACUGGAAAAGUUGCUGCUGGUGGAAACGGGAGAGGCAACGAGGCUAGUCAAUUAUCCGGUCCAACAGAUGUGAUUGUUGACAAACAAACAGAUAGCCUUAUCAUUUGCGAUAAUAAUAAUAAACGAGUAGUUCGAUGGCCUCGUGUGGGUGGUAAAAGCGGAGAAACCAUAAUACCAAAUGUCAAUUGUUAUGGUAUCACAAUGGACGAAGAUGGAACAUUGUAUACUGUUGGGUACGACACAGAUGAAGUGAAACGAUUCCGAAAAGGAGAAACACAAGGUACCGUAGUUGCCGGUGGUAAUGGACGUGGAAAUGCUGCCAACCAACUCAAUUGGCCACAAUACAUCUUUGUCGACCGAGAUCGUUCAAUUUACGUAACUGAAUUUUACAGUAAUCGUGUGACAAAAUGGGUAGAAGGUGCAAAAGAAGGAAUCGUCGUUGCUGGUGGUAACGGACGAGGAAAUGCUCUUAACCAAUUAGCAGGUCCUCAAGGAGUCCUUGUCGAUCAAUCGGGCGCUGUAUACGUAGGAGAUGGUGGCAACGGUCGAGUCGUUCGUUGGCCUAAAGGAGCCACCGAAGGUAUUGUCAUAGCUGGUGGAAAUGGAUCAGGAAAACAAGCGAACCAACUCGCCUAUUCCUAUGGUAUGUCAUUCGACCGGCAAGGCAAUCUUUACGUUGUUGAUCAUUGGAAUAGUCGAGUACAAAAAUUUAACAUCGUAUAA
This is a messenger RNA of Rotaria sp. Silwood1, 1236 nucleotides long. Lineage: Eukaryota; Metazoa; Rotifera; Eurotatoria; Philodinida; Philodinidae. The record is from the annotation of a GenBank genome assembly.